Molecule: messenger RNA, 955 nt
Organism: Capsella rubella
Lineage: Eukaryota; Viridiplantae; Streptophyta; Magnoliopsida; Brassicales; Brassicaceae
Product: vascular-related unknown protein 1
Exons: 3
Coding region: 66-689 (207 amino acids)
Biological process (GO): xylem development
Source: RefSeq, a predicted model, not a curated record
GCAACCACUUCAAAAAAAGAAAUAUACUCCCAUUUUAUUUCGGUGUUAUUCCUCUUCCUCUCUACAUGAUGGAUACAUUCUCUUGUAACUCAUAUGAACAAAACCAAACAUAUGAUGAUGAUAUUGAGAUUGAUGCUCAUGAUCAUGAGCAUGGUGGUGGUGAUCAUCAAGAAGAGAGUGGAUGGACAACUUAUCUUGACGAUUUCUCAAAUCAAUACAGAACUACUCAGCAUCAUGAUGAAGACAAGAGUUCUUGCUCGCUCUCUGGUGUCUCUCCUUCUCUUGUCUCUGAUGCUGCCACGGAUGCUUUCUCCGGCAAGAGCUAUCCGGUUAAUUUUCCGGGGAAAUUGAAGUUUGGGAGAGCAAGAACCAAAAAGAUUUGUGAGGAUGAUUCUUUGGAGGAUACGGCUAGCUCUCCGGUCAACAGCCCUAAGGUCAGUCAGUUUGAACAUAUUCAGACGCCUCCUAGAAAACUUGAGGACUAUGUCUCUUCUAGUUUCGUUAUGGGAAACAUUAGAGGCAUGGGGGAUCAUCAUCAUCAUCAAAUCCAAAUACAAGAAGGUGAACAAAACAUGACGAUGAUGAGAAAUCUCAGAGAAGGAAACAACAACAAUAACAUGGAUUUGAGGAGUAGAGGAUUAUGCGUCGUCCCUAUAUCAAUGUUGGCUAAUUUCAACGGUCGCUUCUGAAUGAUAAUACAAUUCUAUAAGCAUCGUUAAUUAAUAAUUUUAUAAACCCUUGUAAAUUUAAUGGGAUUUAUAUAUAUAUAUAUUCGUACCCAUCUUAUAUGUAUAUAUGUGCUUGAUGUGUGUAUAUAUAUGUACAUCUUGAUGGGUAUGUGCUUAAUUACAUAUGUAUAGCUUUUAUGUACAUAUAUCUUUACACAUAUAUAUUUGUAAACAUUUCUAAGAGCUACCAUAUAUAUCAUACAGCUUAUGUGAGGUUUUGCAAAUUA